Messenger RNA from Exophiala oligosperma, 1270 nucleotides. RefSeq lists its product as uncharacterized. The coding region runs from base 1 to 1128 and encodes 375 amino acids. NCBI's taxonomy places the organism in Eukaryota, Fungi, Ascomycota, Eurotiomycetes, Chaetothyriales, Herpotrichiellaceae. Gene Ontology annotation, cellular component: cytoplasm. Gene Ontology annotation, molecular function: 2-oxoglutarate-dependent dioxygenase activity. The record is from RefSeq and is a predicted model, not a curated record. The transcript has 2 exons.
AUGGCUCCGAGCGCAACUUUACCUGCAUCUUCUCACGACGACGUAGGAUCCAAUGCGAUUGAUGACCAGCCUGAAACCACGCAAACCAGAAACACCAAACCAUUGACAAAGACCGGAACCUUGGAUUCGACCUUUGAAUUCGACGACGUCACUCCGGCCGUUGGACGAGAAUAUCCGACCGCCAACAUCGUCGACGAUUUUAUGAAUGCCUCCAACGCCGACGACCUGUUGCGUGACCUUGCCAUCACCAUCAGCGAACGGGGCGUCGUCUUUUUCCGCAAACAAGACAACCUGACCAACGACCUGCAAAAGACGUUGGUCCAAAGACUGGGCGAGUUGAGUGGGAAACCCUCGACGUCCACAUUGCACGUCCACCCAAUCCUCAACGGCACGGGCGAGUUUGGUCUCGAAGGGGACAACGAAGUCAGCACCAUUUCUUCUUUGCAACGUAAAAAACUUUUCGGAGCCGAAGCCAUCAACAAACGAAAGUACGACUCGGCCAGAUGGCACAGUGACAUUCAAUUCGAGACUUGUCCUGCGGAUUACACGAGUCUACGGUUGGUUCAGUUACCCAGGACAGGGGGGGACACUCUCUGGGCUUCCGGUUACGACAUUUAUGACCGUUUCAGUAAGCCCUACAAAAAGUUCUUCGAGGGUCUCACGGCGACUUUUGUGGGCGAGGGUUUCAUCAAGGCAGCGGACGCGGGUAAAACCAAACUGUACGAACGACCGCGAGGAUCGCCGGCCAACGUCGGGGGACACUUGUCAAUGGUCCAUCCAGUGGUUAGGACAAAUCCAGUCACGGGCUGGAAGAGUGUUUAUUCCAUUGGAUCUUUCCCCCACCGUAUCAACGAGUUGACAAAGGAAGAAAGUGACGACCUGCUGAAGAAAUUUCACGACACCAUUGUCAACAAUCAUGAUUUGCAAGUCAGGUUCAAGUGGAGGAAUCCAAAUGAUUUAGCAAUCUGGGAUAAUCGUUCUGUAUUCCACACGGCAACGUUUGAUUACGAAGGACUAGGGGAAAGGUUUGGGAAUCGUGUGGUGGGUAUCGGGGAACGUCCAUACUUCGAUCCAAACAGUCAAUCAAAGGCUGAAGCUCUCUCCUUGGAUGGCUAUGGUGAGUUGUAAAAGGGACGAGGACAUUGGAUCUGUGUUUAAUGAGGAUGAUGGUGGUGGUGGUGGAGUGGUGUCAUCAUCAUGGACAUCGUGCAUCUAGACCGCUGCUGCGCGUGAGGUGCGACUUGUCCAACCGGAGACCCUUUUUUUCUAG